UUGUUGUCGAAACCCAGGGUCUUCUUGAUGUUGGGAAAAGCGACUUUGGAUUUGACGCCGAGACGAGUAUUAUGGUCUCAUCCGUUGCCGGCGCUCAUUUCUAUCGGUUGGUUCUACCGAGUAGCGUAUAGAUGUCAUCCGAAUCCGAAGUAG
This is a messenger RNA of Neurospora hispaniola, 153 nucleotides long. RefSeq lists its product as uncharacterized. NCBI's taxonomy places the organism in Eukaryota, Fungi, Ascomycota, Sordariomycetes, Sordariales, Sordariaceae. The transcript has a single exon. The record is from RefSeq and is a predicted model, not a curated record. The annotation marks the transcript as partial.